AGACCUGCCACCCCGAUCCGAGAGGGAAGGAAGCACCCCUGGAGACACCAUGCGUGAGUGCAUCUCUAUCCAUGUUGGCCAGGCGGGAGUUCAGAUAGGAAAUGCAUGCUGGGAACUCUUCUGCCUAGAGCAUGGCAUUCAGCCAGAUGGCACCUUCAAGGAUCUGCACGAUAAACUCAACUAUGAUGACUCUUUUACCACAUUUUUCAAUGAAACACUCACUGGGAAGCAUGUGCCACGAGCUGUAAUGGUGGACUUGGAACCAACUGUAGUAGAUGAAGUGCGGGCUGGCACCUUUCGGGAACUUUUUCAUCCAGAACAGCUGAUCACUGGAAAGGAAGAUGCAGCUAAUAACUAUGCCCGUGGCCACUACACCAUUGGCAAAGAAAGCAUUGAUAUGGUGCUUGAUCGUGUCCGUAAGCUGGCUGAUGCCUGUUCUGGGCUGCAAGGAUUCCUGAUCUUCCACAGCUUUGGCGGGGGUACCGGCUCUGGCUUUACCUCCUUACUGAUGGAACGCCUCUCCGUGGAUUAUGGAAAGAAGUCCAAACUGGAGUUUGCCAUCUACCCAGCCCCUCAGGUCUCCACCGCUGUGGUGGAGCCCUACAAUUCCAUCCUGACCACGCACACCACCCUCGAGCACUCGGACUGCGCCUUCAUGGUGGAUAACGAGGCCAUCUACGACAUCUGCCGCCGAAACCUGGACAUCGAGCGCCCCACUUACACUAACCUCAACCGCCUCAUCAGCCAGAUCGUCUCCUCCAUCACCGCCUCCCUGCGCUUUGACGGUGCCCUCAACGUGGAUCUGACCGAGUUCCAGACAAACCUGGUGCCCUACCCGCGCAUCCACUUCCCCUUAGUGACCUACGCCCCCAUCAUCUCCUCUGACAGAGCCUAUCACGAGCAGCUCUCGGUGGCUGAAAUCACCAGCUCCUGCUUUGAGCCCAGCAACCAGAUGGUGAAGUGUGACCCAAGGCAUGGGAAGUACAUGGCCUGCUGCAUGCUCUACCGCGGCGACGUAGUUCCCAAAGACGUCAACGUAGCAAUUGCUGCCAUCAAGACCAAGAGAACGAUCCAGUUUGUCGACUGGUGUCCAACAGGCUUCAAGGUUGGGAUCAACUAUCAGCCUCCUACAGUAGUUCCUGGCGGAGACCUAGCCCAAGUUCAGCGAGCAGUCUGCAUGCUGAGCAACACCACAGCUAUUGCAGAGGCUUGGGCAAGGCUCGACCACAAGUUUGAUCUGAUGUACGCCAAGAGAGCUUUUGUGCACUGGUAUGUGGGUGAAGGCAUGGAGGAGGGAGAAUUCGCAGAGGCCCGAGAGGACCUGGCUGCCCUGGAGAAAGACUAUGAAGAAGUGGGAACUGACUCAUUUGAAGAAGAAAAUGAUGGGGAGUAAUUUUAAAAUACAUUUUGUUCCUAGUGAGCAUAGAAUUGUCUCU
This is a messenger RNA of Nipponia nippon (crested ibis), 1436 nucleotides long. RefSeq names its product tubulin alpha-8 chain. The record is from RefSeq and is a predicted model, not a curated record. Lineage: Eukaryota; Metazoa; Chordata; Aves; Pelecaniformes; Threskiornithidae. Gene Ontology annotation, biological process: microtubule-based process. Gene Ontology annotation, cellular component: microtubule. Gene Ontology annotation, molecular function: GTP binding; structural constituent of cytoskeleton.